Penicillium cosmopolitanum is the source of this 411-nucleotide messenger RNA. RefSeq lists its product as uncharacterized. The record is from RefSeq and is a predicted model, not a curated record. NCBI's taxonomy places the organism in Eukaryota, Fungi, Ascomycota, Eurotiomycetes, Eurotiales, Aspergillaceae. The transcript has a single exon. The coding region runs from base 1 to 411 and encodes 136 amino acids.
AUGCAUUUCAAUAUUCACUCUGUCUCUAUGUUGCUCGCUAGUUUAGCUGCAGCUGAGACCCUCUCUACCACGACUUCUCCCUCUAUCACUCCCACUUCAGCUCCCUACUCCUCCGCCCUCUCAAGCCGUGUAUCUACGACCCCAUCCCAAUCAUGGUCCUCAGUCGCAGCGGCCGGAUCUUCUCAGGCCGCUAGCGGCAACUUGAACCCCGAUGAUUUCGACUGCGUAUACGAAAACUACGGUUGCGAUUGGACCAAGUCCGAGUACGGCUACGGUGCCGACUACUGCGGCUCCUCGCCAUAUAAGGCUGGCCAUAAGCUGUCUGAUGGCGGUGUGAUCCUUGCUGUAUCCAAGGACGGCAGUGGAGAUUGUGAAUCGAAGAAGCCAAUGCUGUACAGUUCUGGCCAAUGA